Molecule: messenger RNA, 1551 nt
Organism: Penicillium cosmopolitanum
Lineage: Eukaryota; Fungi; Ascomycota; Eurotiomycetes; Eurotiales; Aspergillaceae
Product: cytochrome P450
Exons: 1
Coding region: 1-1551 (516 amino acids)
Molecular function (GO): iron ion binding; monooxygenase activity; oxidoreductase activity, acting on paired donors, with incorporation or reduction of molecular oxygen
Source: RefSeq, a predicted model, not a curated record
AUGUACGCCACCACAGUCGGCUUACUUGUCGCCAUGUACUUCCUGGUUAUACCAAUCGCGAAGUACUUCUACGACCCAAAAGGUCUACGCAAGUAUCCGAAUUUUUAUGCCUUAUCUGGAAUAUCUGACCUUCCUUUUCUCUACGAAGCUCAACGGGGAUUUCGCUCCCGUAACCUCUUCGAAGCCCACAAGAAACACCCAGUCCUUCGCAUCGGGCCAAACGCGCUUUCCUACUCGGAUCCAAAUGCGAUAAAAGAUAUCUAUGGACACGGCACAAGCUGUGUCAAAGAUCGCUUCUAUUCCGAAACCGGGGGCACUCAUGCACAUCUUGCAGAUGUCGUUGACAAGAAGGAACAUGCUCGCAAGAGAAAGGUUUUAUCGAGCGCCUAUGCGGUGAAGAACCUGGAAGAAUGGGAGUUCAAUGUCGCAAACGUUGCUGGUAAGGUGAUUAAAGCCUUUGAUAAGCGCUGCACGGCUCCUCUGCUACCCAACACGAUACCACCAAAGGGGGAUUUGACAGUCGACUAUCGCAACUGGACGGUCCUGUUCGCCGCGGCUGCGAUCGCGAAUAUCGGGCUUAGUGAGGAUCUCGGGUUCUUGGAUGAGGGAUUAGAUGUUAUCAAGUCUGAAAGCAAAGAUGGGGCCGUGAAAGAGGCUUCCUUCCGCGAAUGCCAUGGUGCUACGGGUACAGUGUCUUACCAGCUUGUCUGGGCAUAUGACUGGUUCAAGAUAUUCAAGCGCAUGAGCAAAAUCUUCUCAUCUGGGUAUCGAAAAAUGUGGAAGUUGGACGGGGACUGGGGCGGUAUUGUCUAUAAUCGCGCAACAACUCGAUUGAACCGGUAUAUAGCAGGCGAGAAACUGGAUGAUUUCUUCGCUGCGAUGAUGGAAGAUAAGAAUGGAGACCCUCAUAAUCUCGAAUGGGGCGAGAUCGUGGCGGAGAUCAACAUUAUGAUGAAUGCGGGCCACGAUACCACGGCCAUCUCCUUGCGGAAUGUCAUGUUCUUCUCACUCAAGAGCCCAAAAUGCCUUGCAAAGCUGCGAGAGGAGCUCGAUGGGGUUCUCGACGAAGAUGAAGUCGUUGCAUCGUACUCGAAGGUGAAGAAUCUUCCCUACCUGCGGGCCUGUAUCGAUGAGAGCCUUCGAAUGCUUCCGCCGGUGAUAUUUGGAUUACCCCGUCGAACCCCGGUGGAAGGAACGGCUAUUCUGGAUAAUUAUGUGGCUGGAGAUACUUCGGUGAGCAUGUCAGCCUAUGUUGUACAUCACCAAGUGUCAGUCUUCGAGGAUCACGAUACAUAUAAGCCGGAGCGAUGGUUGGGAGAAGAGGGCAAGCCGUUGCAGCCAUACUUUAUCCCAUUCAGUACUGGCGCAAGAGGAUGCAUCGGUCGCAAUAUCAGUUACUUGGAGCAGACAGUUUUGGUUGCCUCUUUGAUCCAUCGCUUUGAGUUUGCCUUGACGUCGCCUGAUUGGAAUCCACCUGUAAAGGAGACGACCAAUUUGAGCCCCGGGCCGAUGCCAAUCAAGGUAUGGAGAAGGAUAAUUGGGGAGAACUAG